Messenger RNA from Trichomonas vaginalis G3, 558 nucleotides. RefSeq names its product organellar and viral DNA polymerase type B. NCBI's taxonomy places the organism in Eukaryota, Parabasalia, Trichomonadida, Trichomonadidae. The coding region runs from base 1 to 558 and encodes 185 amino acids. The transcript has a single exon. The record is from RefSeq and is a predicted model, not a curated record.
AUGGACAAAGAUUGCGACAUGGUUUAUAAAAAUAUUUCUGACCUUUACAAAUCCGAAGAAUUUAAGACAUACGAUAACUUUGUUUCAUUAGUUGCAAAAUGUGUUUGGGAAAUAAGAGAUAAAGAUAGAAGAGGCAAAGUAUGGAACGAACAAAUAAGACCCGCUAUGUUUGAGAUGAAGAGAGCAAUUGACGCUUUAGUUGUUUUAGCUGGUAAUGUUUCAAUGUAUAACGCAAAAACGAUGCCGCAAUGUUCAAAAUGUAAGGCAGCAAUAAGAAAAUAUAACUACUCAGUCAAAGAGAUAGAAAGAAUGCGAAACGACUAUGCAGACUUAAAGAAAGAAGCAGAAAAGCCAGCAGAAGAUAAAAUGGAUAUAUUGACAUUUCUUAAUAAAAACUAUCCAACAGCAGAAGAUUUCCUUCUGUCUGACGUCAAGAAGAAAUAUAAAGAGACUUUCGGCAUGAUUAAAACAUUCGAUGUACUAAAAGAAGAAAUAGAAGCUACGAAAUUGUUUAGGAUUUCAAAUAUACAUCGUACAAUUCAUGUAAAACGCUUGUGA